AUGGCGCACAACAUGACUGACGCUGAGCUCGACCUCGACUGGCAGCCCAAUGGCCGCCGCCCGCAAUCUACUAUCGCUCGUUCCUUCUCCCAGGAGCUUGCCGACAUCUUCCGCCUCGACGAACCCGUCACCGACGAGAAGCUUGAUCAAAGAAAGCAGAAUGUACAGAGCCAGACAAGCGAGCUCGAAGCUCUCGAGCGUCGCAUUCGCGAAAUGGAGGAGCGGUUGAAGAACAACAACGCCAUCAAGCAAGCGACGGGACAACCCGCUGCUGUCCCAGCAUUGUCAAAGGAAGCCCAGGAGAAGGCCAGGUCACGACCAGGUACGGCGCGCCAGAACCAACCUCAUGCCCCGUCUUCGGCAAACAUGCCGCCCACGCCUACUGCCAGCGAAGGUGAAUACGAAUUCGUCGGCAAGGAUGACCUUGACGACCACCCACCCCGACACUAG
Molecule: messenger RNA, 450 nt
Organism: Colletotrichum orchidophilum
Lineage: Eukaryota; Fungi; Ascomycota; Sordariomycetes; Glomerellales; Glomerellaceae
Exons: 3
Coding region: 1-450 (149 amino acids)
Source: RefSeq, a predicted model, not a curated record